UCAUUAUUUAAACAAAAAUUUCAGGAAGGCGUUCCAGAGUCGUAUGAUCAAUCACUAUUUGUCACCUCAGUCAUACCGUUGAAGCUGAUAAUACUGCCAAAUACAGUUAUUUGGUUGAAUCGGACCCCUCAGUCUAUACGAUUUUGCAGACCCAAAAAAAUUGAGUUUGUUAAGGAAAGUAGAGAGCUUAUUUUAGCGGAGAAAGCUCAUUUAGACGAGGAAAUAUCUUUAUUAACUCCUUUUCAAUGGACACUAGAAGGUGAAAGAAAAAUUAAUGGGAAUUUUGAGCUUAAUCUAACACUUAUUGAUGGCAAAGUUUUAAACGUGUUAACAAAUACAAAAUCUUCGCAGUCGUGUCCAAUUUGUGGUGCGAAUCCAAAACAAUUCAUGUCUGUUAAAGACAUUGAUUCGUCAAUAUUUCAACCAAAAGAAACUUCUCUGAAGUAUGGUAUAAGUCUCCUGCAUGCAUGGAUUAGGUGCUUGGAAUUUAUUUUACAUCUUUCCUACCGUAUGGACUUAAAAAAAUGGCAGAUAAGAAGUCAAGAGGAUAAAGAAGUGUUAAAGCAAAAGAAAUCUGAAAUACAAGAAAAGUUCUGGAAACACAUGGGCUUACGCGUCGAUAAGCCGAAAGCGAACGGUAGCGGAAACACUAACGAUGGCAACUCAGCUCGUCGAGCUAUCUCUGAUCCAGAAAUGCUUGCAAAGAUUACUUCUAUCGACAAAACGUUUUUGAAAAAUUUAAAAACUAUUUUAAUUUGUAUAUCUUGUGAAUUCCAAAUUGAUGUGGAACUUUUUUUUUGCUUUUGUAAGAGAACAUUCGAUAUAUAUAUGGAAAAAUACGACUGGUAUCCUAUGUCAGCCACGUUACAUAAAAUUUUGGUUCACUCCGCUCAAAUUAUGCAAUCAUCUAGUGUACCACUAGGCUGUCUAGGGGAAAAUGCUUCAGAAAGCCGUAACAAAUGCUAUAAAAGAGAUCGCGUGUCGCAUGCCAGAAAAAAUAGCAGGGAGAAUAAUAUGAAAGAUGUCUUUGAUAGAGCUAUGGAUUCAUCUGAUCCCCUUUUAUCUAGUAUGCACUUGUCAAAGAGGAUUUAUUCAACAAAAAAACAAACAUUUCCACCUGAAGUAGUUGCACUUUUGAAAUCUCCUCCUAAUGAGUUUGACGAUGAUAAGCCUACAACAUCACGACAGGCAUUAGAAGAAUUCGAUGAAAUAUGUUCCGACGAUAAUGAAGAUAUGGACGACAGUACUUGCUUCUCGAUUGAACUAGAGGAAGAAGAAGAAUCGUGGGAUUAGAUAAAGGUGAGACUCUACCUGACACACAAAAAACAACAAUUUGCUAUGCUUUUAGUAGGUACUCACUCAAAAAUGGAACAACAAAAAUAAA
This is a messenger RNA of Rhagoletis pomonella (apple maggot), 1384 nucleotides long. RefSeq lists its product as uncharacterized. The record is from RefSeq and is a predicted model, not a curated record. The transcript has a single exon. Bases 388 to 1293 code for a protein of 301 amino acids. NCBI's taxonomy places the organism in Eukaryota, Metazoa, Arthropoda, Insecta, Diptera, Tephritidae.